AUGCCGAUGAUUGAACAAUUGAAAAACUUUAUUCGCCAUGGAAAACAGGCAAACAAACACGUCAUUCCGGAUAACAAUUAUGGUAAUAAUGACCGAUAUCCAAAGUCUCCUGUUGAGGUAGAAAAUUUUCGCGCCUACCCUGAAAUUAAAUCAAGGGUAGAUAAUUCUUCUGCAAUACAACAAAUCGUAGCUGAGGAACGAGAGCAAAGGAAUAAAAUGCCUACAUAUCCCGGUUUGGAACGUUAUCUUAUAUUAAAUAAAAUGGGAGACGGUGCAUUCAGUAACGUAUACAAAGCAAUUGAUACCCUAACUCAAGAGAAAGUGGCAAUAAAAGUAGUCAGAAAGCACGAGCUAAAUCAUUCACAGAGUGAACACGAUAAGAAAUUCACGGCAGUCUUGGCAAGAGCGCGCAAUGUACUCAAGGAGAAGCAUCUUCAUCGUGAUAUGAAAAAGAAGCAUCGUGCAAUUGAGCGGUCGAACAUCCUCAAAGAAGUCCAAAUAAUGCGCCAAUUAAAGCAUCCAUCGAUCGUAUCUCUAUUGUCUUUUUCGGAAUCUCCGGAUUAUUAUUAUCUGGUUCUCGAAUUAAUGGAAGGUGGCGAACUAUUCCAUCAAAUAGUGAAACUUACCUAUUUCUCGGAAAAUUUAUCACGUCAUGUUAUUGUUCAAGUUGCCGAAGGAAUAAGAUAUUUGCAUGAAGAAAAAGGAGUUGUCCAUAGGGACAUCAAACCUGAAAAUCUUUUAUUCGAGCCCAUCACAUUUAUUCCUUCGAAAAAUCCAAAAGUUCCUGGCCCAAAUGAUGAAUUUAAAGAGGAUGAGGGCGAAUUCAUUCCUGGAUUAGGUGGUGGCGGUAUUGGAAAGAUCAAAAUCGCCGAUUUCGGUUUAUCUAAAAUUGUUUGGGACGAGCAGACAAUGACUCCGUGUGGUACAGUUGGAUAUACUGCUCCCGAAAUUGUAAAAGAUGAAAGGUAUAGUAAAAGUGUUGAUAUGUGGGCGCUUGGUUGUGUCUUAUAUACAAUGCUGUGUGGUUUUCCGCCUUUCUACGAUGAAAGCAUUAAUGACUUGACCGACAAAAAACGUUAUACCAUAAAUCAAUUUUUCGAACAUCCGUGGAUUAAGGAUGAGCCAUUUCUUCCGAAAUCCAAUCUUGCACCAACUGACAAUAAGAAUAAAGCCGAAGUUAGGCAACGUUACACUAGCGUUGAUUCGCCUCUUAUAUAUGAAGAAAUGUUACAAACACCCGUUGAGAAUUUCAGACGUAAAGAUAUACUUUCACCCGGUAUUUCCCUUAAGGAAGCGCUUGAAGUUACUUAUGCCGUACAUCGUAUGGAAGAGGAGACUGCGAAAAAAAGAAAAAUGAAAAUGAGUGGACAUGGAGGAAAGAGCUUAGCUUUGAACCCAUUUAAAGGCAGGUUAACUUUGAAUGAUGAAGGUGACGACGACGAAGAUACCUCAUCGAUUCAUCAAGUGCCAAUAAGUGAAACAGCAUCAGUGACAAAUCAUGCUUCAAAUGAACCCAUUAAAAUGAAAACUGGUUCAAAAGUUACCUUCAUGCAACCUACAUCAUCAUCCAAACGUAGUAAGGAAAUACCUAGACGUAUGGCUUUUGAGUUAAGCUUAGAUGGUGCUACGCUACUGUGCAGACGAAAAAAAGCUUUAGGGACUGUUGAAGUUUGA
Messenger RNA from Funneliformis caledonium, 1674 nucleotides. NCBI's taxonomy places the organism in Eukaryota, Fungi, Glomeromycota, Glomeromycetes, Glomerales, Glomeraceae. The record is from the annotation of a GenBank genome assembly.